Molecule: messenger RNA, 1859 nt
Organism: Pelobates fuscus (common spadefoot toad)
Lineage: Eukaryota; Metazoa; Chordata; Amphibia; Anura; Pelobatidae
Gene: GC
Product: GC vitamin D binding protein
Exons: 13
Coding region: 39-1484 (481 amino acids)
Biological process (GO): vitamin transport
Cellular component (GO): blood microparticle; cytoplasm
Molecular function (GO): vitamin transmembrane transporter activity; vitamin D binding
Source: RefSeq, a predicted model, not a curated record
UGAGAUGUUUGUAAUUAGAAGUUGAGAAGUAUUCCAAAAUGAAAGGUGUAAUUUUCCUGCUCCUUGUCGUUUCAUUCAGCCAUGCAGAUCCUAGAGGAAAACUAUAUCAAAGAGAUAGAGUUUGCCAUGAAUAUAAAAUGAUGGGAAAAGACCAAUUUGAAGCCUCAGCAAUCAUUAUGAACAGCAGGAAAUAUUCAAAUGCAACAUUUGAAGAAAUAAAUCACAUUGUGAAAGCUAUAGUCACCUUGGUGGAGAAAUGUUGUGUUCAAGGAGCGCCUGCCGACUGCUACGACAAAGGGGCAACUGAUUUAUCAGUAAAAUCAUGUGAUCCAAAGUCUCCAUUCCCUAAACAUCCUGGUAUUGAGAGAUGUUGCAUUCACAAGGGUCUAGAACGAAAGCUGUGUCUGGCAGAUCUUAAGCAGCCUCCAAAAGAAUUCCCAACCUAUGUGGAACAGUCUAAUGAAGAAUUAUGUGAAGCCUUCAAGAAGGAUCCAAAAUUGUUUUCUGCCAGGUUUUUGUAUGAAUAUGCUAGUAAUUAUGCUCAAGCGCCACUACUUGUGGUUGCUAAUUCUACCAGCAACUAUAUCAGUAUGGCAGCAGCUUGUUGCACAGCUAAGAAAUCUACCACGUGUUUCGUGAAACAGAAACUCCAGAGACAACCUAUCCAUUUACUUACAGUGAUGUCAAAUAGACUGUGUGCACGUUACAGUUAUGGAGAAGAAAAGUUUAAAUCCAGUGCCUCAAUAAUGUUCAGCCAAAAAGUACCUUCUGCAGAAUAUAAGGAUAUAAUACCAAUUGUGGAACAGGGCACACAGGUGCUUGCUAAGUGCUGCAGCUCAUUGACAGAUAAUUGUAUGGAGAGUGAGCUCUCUGUACACAUUAAACAAGUGUGCAAAACUCUUCAAACAAAAGACAGCAGAAUUGCUGAGUGCUGCAAGAAGUCACAUAUAGAUACCAUUCACUGCCUGCAUUCCUUGCCAGCCGCUGAGCCUAUUUCACUUCCAAAGCUACAGCUGCCGACAAGCAAUCAAUUCUGCAAGAAGGGCAAGAACCAGGAAGUUGAAAAGUACACAUUUGAGUUGGCAAGAAGAAACACAAAGCUGCCAGAAGUGUUCAUUGAUAAGCUGCAUGGUUCCAUUGUAGAUGUUGUGAAAAGAUGUUGUAUCUCUGAUAAUCCAAGCACUUGUCUGGACAGCAAGAAAGUACAACUAGCAGAGGAAAUUAAUAAGUACAUAAACGAAGGCAAGGAGUUAUGUUCGGAGUACAAUAAUUACCCUUUCUUAACGUUCAAAGAUAGAUUAAUUAAAACUCUCAGCAAGAAAGUUCCCAAACUACCAUCAAGCAAGCUGGAUGAGUUAGUGGAACAGCGAGCAAAUCUAGCAUCAACAUGCUGCAUAACAAAUGCUCCUCCAGUUUAUUGCAAAGAAAAGAUAAAUGAAGCUAUCGGAAAACUGUGCACUCAGGAUCAAUGCCUUUUGCAAUAGAAGAUCACCUAAGAUACAUGCAUCUCCUGUGCAAGGUAGAUGAAAUGGGAAAUUUACCUCCUCAAGCUUUCUGCCACCACCACCAUAAAGACUGGCUUCACCAGUGCCACCAGCCUCCCAUAUGCCUCACACACCUUCAAACCCAUCAGUUCCCUUAUCAGGAUGACAAGGUUGGAUCGCAUGACCAUAGUCACAACCUCAGACUGAGGGCCUUACCCAGGUUCCACAAACAUUACCAACAGCUACUUCUGCAGAAACUGUAGUAUCAGUUUAUGCCCAUGGUAGACAGAGAAAUAAGCAGGUGAAAGCCUAGCACCCCUGAAUAAAAUGAUGCCAUGUGUUCUAACAAAAUAAAAAUGUUUUUAAUUAACCUGA